GUCAAUUUACACAUCUCAGGUGACCACCAAGUCUUCAUUAUAUCCUCCACUAUGGACUCUAAAAAGCCCAGCAACAAGAUCACAGAUAUAGUUAGACUACAGCAACUUCUGAAGAAAUGGAAGAAGCUUGCUAUUACACCAAAGAGCAACAGCAAGAGCAUCAAAUUUCUUAAGAGAAGUCUCUCCCUUUCAAAAACUUCUUCAGCGCUGUACAACAGCGUGCCGAAGGGGUUUCUUGCAUUGUGCGUUGGAGAAGAGAUGAAGAAGUUCGUGAUCCCAAUGGAGUAUUUGAGCCAUAAAGCCUUCACAAUUCUUCUGAGAGAAGCAGAGGAAGAGUUUGGCUUCGUGCACGAAGGUUGCCUUAGGAUUCCAUCUGAUGUAUCCGUGUUUGAGAGUAUACUUGAGAUGGUGGAGAAGGAGAAGGGAGGGUUCUGCUGUAGCUCUGUUGAGGCUGAGUUCAGUCUAUCUUAUCACCAUCAAGAGCCAAUGUGCAGAUAAUCAUAAAAUUUCUCCUUUAUUUUCCUUUCCCAUAAAGACAAUUUUUCCCCU
Molecule: messenger RNA, 549 nt
Organism: Asparagus officinalis (garden asparagus)
Lineage: Eukaryota; Viridiplantae; Streptophyta; Magnoliopsida; Asparagales; Asparagaceae
Product: auxin-induced protein 6B-like
Exons: 1
Coding region: 52-498 (148 amino acids)
Biological process (GO): response to auxin
Source: RefSeq, a predicted model, not a curated record